This is a messenger RNA of Oreochromis aureus, 1202 nucleotides long. RefSeq names its product Fc receptor-like B. NCBI's taxonomy places the organism in Eukaryota, Metazoa, Chordata, Actinopteri, Cichliformes, Cichlidae. The record is from RefSeq and is a predicted model, not a curated record. The transcript has 6 exons. Gene Ontology annotation, biological process: cell surface receptor signaling pathway. Gene Ontology annotation, molecular function: transmembrane signaling receptor activity. The coding region runs from base 172 to 972 and encodes 266 amino acids.
CUCAGGUGGGGUACAGUGGACUCCAAAUUUACCAAAGAGGCAGUCAAGAGAGCAGGCGUGAAACAGCAGCAGUAGGUUUAUUUCUGUGUUCACACUGAAGAAAUCAGGAAGAGGAAGCUCUGAUGUCUUUAAGGGCGAAGGGGUGAGGUGCAAUUGUUUUUAUCAGACACCAUGAAGCCUGCAUCAGUCUCUCUGCUCCUCGGUGUGGAUAUGCUGCUGCUGUCUGUGCUCACAGUUUCUGCAGUGUUUCUGAAUGUCAGUCCAAACCGUCCUCAGUUCUUCCCAGGAGAGUCUGUGACUCUGACCUGUGAGGGGGUUCACAGCCCUGAUGGUUGGACCCUGAAGAGAAGAAAUUACAUAGAAAUAAAGAGCUGUGGUGAAGACUUUGGCCAGUUUGAUGGUUCCUCAUGCAUCAUCUCAGAUCUGAAAGCGAUGUCAUCUUACUGGUGUGAGGACAGAUCAGGACAGAAGAGUGACAAGCUCAACAUCUAUGUAUCAGAUCACGUGAUCCUAGAAAUGCCUGCUCUGCCAGUGAUGGCAGGAAGUAAUGUCACUUUGAGCUGCAGACCUCGUUAUGACAGUUACAGAGUCCGCUCCAUCAACAGGAAGAGUGAGUCUGACAGGGAGAGCUUCUCUGCAGUCCACACCAUCUACAAUGUGCAAAAGUCUGAUGAAGGCGUCUACAGCUGCAGUGUAAUUUACACUGAUAUGGUGAUGGUAUCAGGUCAUAGCAGGCUGACUGUUGCAGCUCCUCGUCCUGAUCCCACAUCUCCUUCUCCUCCUCUGUCUCUGUCUAUGCUCAGAGUCUUCUGCCAUCUGCUGGUUGUAGGUCUGUACUGCAUCUCCACCAUCCUGAUGCUGUUGAUCUGCUGUAGCAGGAACAGGAACUCAGGAGAGGAACCUGCCAUAUCCAUGUAUGAUGAUGUCACUGCUGAUGUCACCGCUGAUGUCACCACUGAGCAUGAGUUCUGAACAAAUCUGAAGGAGCUGCACUGUAACAUUUAUGUCUAAAUAUUUCCACAUGAAGCAUCAAGCUGACUGUUUUCUGUCUUGUCUGCUCGUGCCAGUAAAGCUUUGUGUGAAUUUGUCUCUGGCUGAUUGGAGUUUACUUUUAACUGGAAAGUUUGACCCAAAGCUUCUCUAAUCUGUCAUGUGACCUCUUGUGGCAACUAUCUGCAAUAUUCAAAGAGAUGGAAUCAAGU